GUGAUGCGGGCCCUCUCCCCGGAAGCCCGCCAGGAGCCUUUAGGACCCGCUGGUGGGAAAGGAGCUGUCCAGCCGUCCCUCGCCAAGCGGCCUGCACGCCGCUCCCUCCUCCUAGGUCCCGACCCUAGGCUCCGGCCUCCGCAGCCGCCUGCGCAGAGCCUUCCGGGCCGGGCCACCGAGAGGCCACCGUGGGAGGACCACGGCGCGAGGUUUCUCCUCCUCCCGCCCGCCCCAGGGCCGAGGCCGUUGCCAGGGAGACGGAGCUUGCAGUCCAGAGGGGGCUCGGCUCUUUCCGCGACUGGCGCAUCUUCGCUGUUCGGACCCCGCGGCCUCGCCACCCGAGAGAGACGGAGAGGCGGAGGCGCAACGGGAGGCUCCCAACCCACCUGCGGGCCAGGGCCACGACACCAGGGGGACAAAGACACCCGGAACCACCGCAGCUGCUGCUGCCACCACCACCGGAAACGCCUCUCCGGAAGAGCGACCACUGGUCGGAAGCUGCCACUCUCCCGGAUAUGGGCUGCCGUCUCAGGUAUGAGGAAGAAAUUAGAAAUCCACAUCAGUAACUGUUCAUUGUGGGGUGAAGAUCAGUGCCAUCCUUCCAGUGACACCCAAAACACCAACCCUUUGGAUGAAUGAUUCCAUCAGAUAGAAGUCAGAAGUCUAACAAAGAUUGCAUAAACAUUCUGCAACACUCUGACACAUUCCCAUACUAAACAUGCUCUGUGAGCACCUGAUUAAUAAGUCAGUUCACAUUGCCUAUGGCCAGAGAUUUCUGAUGAGGAGGAAGUGCCCCGGAAGAGUGCUGGAACUACACUCAAGGACCUCUUGGGGAACCAGGGCUCCUUGCCUUAGAGAAGGACUUGGCCUUCACCUUGAAGAAGAGCAAGCACCAAUAGCUUUUCCUGGCAGUGCAGAGAAGCAGCAGUAAGCCAAAAUGGGAGGGACUUCUUGGCAAAUCCUCUCCACCCAAGGUCACCAGGUAUACCAAGAGGUCAUACAGAAAGAUUUUUUGCUCGUGGCUUCUUAACCACCAGUGUUGGUAUAAAGGUCUUCCGUUGGGAAUGGCAUGGAGUCCUGUCAGAGAGGUUCCUGAACUCCAUCCUAUAGAAAAGCAAAGGAACGUUAGACUGGAAGAAAAAGAAAACAGGCAUAUGAAGCCUUGCUUACCUUUUGAGAAGAUGCCAACCAUGACAGACUUCAUCCACAGGAAAAUACUUUGCCUGGCCCUAAAUUUCAGUGUUAAGGAGUGAGGGCUUGUCACAUGAGGAUGAACAUAUUGCCCACAAUCUGGUUGUGGCUUCAAGAAGGCCACUGUCCCCAAUCUCAUGUCAUCUUCCCUCUCUUCACCAACAAAUGGGGCAUCUUAACUACUCUUGUUACCUGAAGUCUCUUCUCCUAUACUUUGUCUCACCAAUUCCAUAGGGACUAAGAUGACAACUGUCAAGAUGGGACAAUAUCAACAUCCUGGCCCAUCAAUCUCUCCCCACUGCCUUAACUUGAAUUACACACAAGACUCACCUGGGCCCAGAACUAUCAGGAAGAACAGGAGGCUCAGGAAGUCGAGAGCUCCUCCAGCGGAUCCGAUUGAGCAGAACCUUGACCUUAUCCCAGUGGGAAAGAUCCUGCUGAGCAAAGAAUAGGGCUCAUCAUACAGAGCAUCUAUAUUCUAUACAUCUCUAAUGAAGCUACCAGGACUUUCACUGUGACAGCAAAUCACCUGGAAUCCUGUCGUUUCCCUAAAGCUCUGACUUGGGGGGUGGGGCACUUACACAUUCCCAUGUUCUCCCACCCUGCACCAUUCUACCACCUGUUCCACAUAUAUCCAUCACUACCUUGGGCUCCUGGGAGGGCGGAAGGAUGUGGGUAGGUUCCAGCAAAGCCUCUGGCAGCCUGGAGGGGCUGGUGACAAGCACCCCCACCUCUGGAAGUGAAGCUGCCUCUGCACCUUCUGAAAGAGAACUACAUCAUCUGGGGCCAGAAACAAGCAGGAAGCAACCCCACUAAGCUACAAUUCAGGGGUCUGCUGAUGGGACCCUGGGCAGGCACAUAGGCAGCAGAAUGCAGGUGAAGACACAGUUGUCCCUUACCUGGGUCCUUUGUCUGGCUCAGCUCCUCUCUGUGCCCCUGGACCAUAUUGUCUGGGAUAUGCGAUGAUGAAAGAGCUGGAGCCAAUACUUCCUCCUCAGGCUCCUGAGACAAGCAAGAUGGAACAAGCCAAGACUCACUCAAAAGCUGAGGCUGUUCCAAAGGCAUUCGUGCUCCAGGGGUCCCACCCUUCCCCUGCUUUCCUCUCUAACUGACCUGACCACCUGCACCUGUCCAUCACUUACCCUAGAGGGUCUCUGGGUCUGCAGCUGCAGCUGCAGGUACAGCUGCUGGAGCCUCGCCAUCUGCUCCAGCACAAGGCACAGGUGUUCCAGGUAACGCAAGCCCUGACCUGGAAGGCAGGUACAGGCUCCAGACUCCAUAUGAUCAACCUGUGGGACAUGUUAAGGUAGGAAGACCUUCAGAGUCAGCCAAAACUCCCAUUCUGGGUAGCCAGGCUGUGCCGAACCAACAAAAUGGGACACAGCAGACAAGCCAAGAAAGACACACUUGGCUGGCUUCCCCAGUGGUCAGCUGAGCAUGGCACCCAUACCUGUCUGCAUCUUCUGUGGGGGUGGCUACAUACUGCUGGGUGCGAGGUGAGACAAAAAGCAAUGACACAACCAUCAAUUAGGGGCAAGGAACGCCCCACCCCGAGAGAGCUCCAGGGAAAAUGGGGGGAAGGGUCCCCAUGAGCCACACCUCAGGGCUUUCUCCACCCCACCCCACUCCACUCCACUUUAGCCAAGAUGAACACUCACCUCCUUUGCUUCUUCCAGACCAGCCUCUAGCUCAGUGUCUGCCUCUGUGGACUCCAGUUCUCCUACAAAGAUGGGCACUCCACCUACAGGCUUGCUUAGCAGCUGCAGGGAGCCAUGCCGCCCAGACAAGCUGGGAAACUCUCGAGAUCUCUCCAGCACCUGUUCCAGCUUCUGUCUGGCCAGCAGACGGUCUAGCUGGGCAGGAGGCAGCUCAGGGCUCCCCAUGGGCUCAAGGUUCAGAGAAUCUUGAGAAAGUCCUGACAAGGUAGCCAAAGAGCUGUCCCCAACUACCAUCUCCAUGCCCGAGUCCUGGGAAGCCAAUUUCAGAAGUGGCAUCUGUCUCUCCAGACCCCUCAGCUCACUCCGUCCCUCCCUGAAGUCCAGUGAACACCCGGGAGUUUUAUCUGGUAUCCGUCUGUAGGUGCAGGUGACUCCUGGCACCACACAGCCUUGUGCCAGGUCCUCAAAGGCCCCAUCUGUAAGGAGAAUUUGUAUCAAGCUGGGCAGGAUGCCCUCAACACCCCCAGCAUUCCUAGCACCCGGCAGCAUUCCUAUACCAGUGGUGAACAAGGACACAGGACAUCCACAUCCCCACUGAGAUAAAGUUCCACCCUUGCUUAGAAGGUGUCUAGCUAGUGUUCUUCUAACAAUUGUUGACAGCCAACAAACACACACUUUGAGCAUGUGGUAGGCAAAGUCCUGGCAAGGUAUGACAAUCUGCAAUGCAGAUAGCUUAACAGACCCUUAACUAAGGUUCACCCGAAACAAGUCUAAUGCCACGGACUUCUUGGAUAUGGGAGGGAGAAAGAGCAAGGUGAAGGUUACACAGUGCUAUCUGGAGUCCCUGACACACCAGGAAGCAGGAUGAGGUAUCUCCUGGAGUUUAUGAGGACACUGGUAAAAAUGACAGCAGCUGGGGCUGGGAUAUGACACUGUGAGAGCUUUCAGAGCAUGCGCAAGACACUAGGUCCCAUUCUCACACUGCAAAACAGAAAUAGCAGCAGCAGCAGCAACAAAAGCAAUAGCAAUUAUAAUCAUUUAGAAGAAUUUUGGUUUUUUAAGCAAGAAAAGAUGAUCAUGUGACAAAUGGGGAGAGUUAUGGGAGUUGGAUUCAUGAUUCAGUAUUUUAAAAUACUACUUUUCCAGAAGACGGGCAUUAGGUGGGUGAUGGGUUCCCAGCACCUACAUGAAUGUUCAUAACUCCAGUUCCAAGGGAUCUGAGCCCUUCUUUUGACUUCCCUGGCCAGUUCACACAGGUAAAAAAGACAAAAGUCCAAAUUUUAAACAACAAAAAAAAACUUUUAAAUAUAAACAAAGUUAAUAUAAACAAGGAAA
This is a messenger RNA of Mastomys coucha (southern multimammate mouse), 4184 nucleotides long. RefSeq names its product bcl-2-binding component 3, isoforms 3/4-like. The record is from RefSeq and is a predicted model, not a curated record. The transcript is spliced from 2 exons. Lineage: Eukaryota; Metazoa; Chordata; Mammalia; Rodentia; Muridae. Bases 4 to 639 code for a protein of 211 amino acids.